AUGGAUAAAAUUACUUAUAAACCUGUUCAUAAACGAUAUUUAUCGCUCUCGAUUUCUCCACGGUCUCGAAGCUACUACGGAACAGUUGAGUCACUCAGCAAAAACUGUAAGAAUUUUCAAGAUAACUCAUUGCAAAAAGAAGUCCUCCGCAAAGAGCUCAAUUCAAAACUGAACAUAAAUUUGCAAGAAAAGCAUAAAAAUGUAAAAGAAAAAGUGAACUAUUUCAAGUCAAUCGCUGACAAAGCAGCAUUUUUAGACUCUCAGCUGCUGCUAGUCAAAGAAGAAAUGAUAAGACUUAAAAAGGAAUCUCAACAAAUGGAAAAAUCAGCUACGAAAAUACAAAAAGUCACCAGAGGGUAUCUAAUUAGGAAAAAAUAUGAAGACGUACUUGCUACUUACUUUUCUCCUUCUGUAAGCAAGCAAAAAAAAUCAAAUAAUGCCUUCAGAAAAUUAGGGGUGAGGCGGAAAAAACCCCGCUGGGUUUUUUUCCGCCAACUUUUUCACCUUUAAAUUUAUAGGAAAAUUUUGAAUUUUCUCCAGAUGGCGGAAAAAAACCCCCCAUAAUAAAAAAAAAAGUAGUGGCGGAAAAAAAAAAACCCCAGCGAAAACAAAAACCGUCAAAGCCAGAGGAAAAAAACCCCAAAUGGUGCUAAAAACGGAGGAAAAAAACCCCAAUAUACAAUAUAAUUAAAUGCUUAAAAUGAUAGGCAAAUAUUAGAGAAAAUACAAAUAAAUAUUUAUAAUUUAGUUACAAUAAAUCAAUUAAAACAAUAUUAAUAUAUAGAUGUAUAGAUUUAUUCUCAAAGUAACUAUAAAGCUAUGAUUAACAAAAAUAAUGGAAAAAUAUAAAAAUCAACUAUAAAAAAAAAAUUUACAUUCAAAACCUGGCGGAAAAAAACCCCGAAACGGUGCAAAAACCAGAGGAAAAAACCCCGAGUAUGGGGUGAAAAUUGGCGGAAAAAAACCCCCAAUUUUUUUUUUCAAAUAUUAUCAGCGAGGAUAGAUUUUUAAUGCUUAUUACCUAUUAAUUAAUUAAUUAAUUAUUAAGCUAAUUCAUUCUAAUUUGUCAAUCUAUGAGCUAUUUAUAUAUUGCUAAAUCAUUCAGCGUUCUAAUUAUAAAAAGUUAUUUGAAUAAUAAACAAGAAGGUGAAAAAUUUACUUUAAUACUAUCCAAUACUAAACCAUAUAUUUACUUUCGAUGCAUCAUGUACUAUAGAGGUUUCCUCUAUAUAGCGCUAAAAGCGCAGACAUUUUCCCAGGAGCUUUCCAAGUUCGUCGGACCAAAUCGCUUUUUGGUCCGACCAAGGCAUUGAUUUGGUGCAACCUACCGAUAAAUUCCGAUCAGAAUUUAUCGGCCUUACAGCGCCAAACAUAGGAAACUUCUAUAGCUCAUCUUGUAUUCACUUGCGACACAAACUGCACUAGCUCAUCUUGUGUCAACUUGUGGCACAUCCUGUUCUUGCUUAUUUUUGUAUUCGCCUGCGACACAUCCUGUAGAGAUCAUCCUGCAUCCAACUGCGAUAUAUCCUAUAUAGAUCGUUAUGAAAGAAUACCUUAAGAGGUAAAAUAGCGAUCUUACAAGUCAAAAUGGCAAUGACAAUUGUUAUUUUUAUAGCAAUUACAGAUUUGGCUUUGCAAACUUUUUCUAUAGAUUGUAUUUGUCAAGCCAAACGUGAACUGGCCAUACAAAUGGUCUUUGCCAUUGUUAGAUGAAUUUUUUAGAUAGCUACUUUUGAUCUUUAGAUAUUGUUCUACAGAGAUCAAAAUAACAUAUAGGGGCUAUGCCAGUUUAACUUGUAUCCACUACGACAAAUCCUGUACUAGCAAAACGUGCAUCCGCCUGCAACGCAUAAGACUAGCUCACCUUUUAUUCAUCCUCGACAUAUCCUGAAAAGCUCAUAAUAAAGGAAGCAUAUAAACUUAGUCUUAACCUGAUUGAUGAGACUGGAGCAAAUAUGCUGAAUUGUAUCCGUUCACCCAUUGUAUUGAAUAUUUAUAAAUCCACAAACAUAACGAUGACACCCUCAAUCUUCAUGUCUAUUGCAACAAAAAUUUUUCGAAAAAAUUUUCAUGCCUACUCAACACAACAUUUUUAUAAAAAAAACAUUUAAUGCAUUUUUCUCUAGGUGAGUUUCUCAAAAAAAAACCAUAAAACAGCGUUGCUGUAGACGUAUCAAUGACCUUCUCAUCAAGAUUUGGACGGCUAUUGCAAUCGCUCGCCAUUUUAUUAAACUUAUCUAGCAAAAAAGUACGAAAAAAUUUAAGAUGCGCAUCGAAAAUUUGUUGCAAGCGACAUGAAAAUUAUUUUUUCUAUAUAAAAUUUUUAUAUUAAAAAAUUGCAUUUUUGUUGCAAUAGACAUGAAGAUUGAGGGGGUGUCAUCGUUAUAUAAAAAUCUAUCCUCGCUGAUAAUAUUUGAAAAAAAAAUUAUUAUAAAAAAAAAAUAUUGGGGGUUUUUUCCGCCAAUUUUCACCCCAUACUCGGGGUUUUUUCCUCUGGUUUUUGCACCGUUUCGGGGUUUUUUCCGCCAGGUUUUGAAUGUAAUUUUUUUUUAUAGUUGAUUUUUAUAUUUUUCCAUUAUUUUUGUUAAUCAUAGCUUUAUAGUUACUUUGAGAAUAAAUCUAUACAUCUAUAUAUUAAUAUUGUUUUAAUUGAUUUAUUGUAACUAAAUUAUAAAUAUUUAUUUGUAUUUUCUCUAAUAUUUGCCUAUCAUUUUAAGCAUUUAAUUAUAUUAUAUAUUGGGGUUUUUUCCUCCGUUUUUAGCACCAUUUGGGGUUUUUUUCCUCUGACUUUGACGGUUUUUGUUUUCGCUGGGUUUUUUUUCCGCCACUACUUUUUUGUUAUUAUGGGUUUUUUUUCCGCCAUCUGGAGAAAAUUCAAAAUUUUCCUAUAAAUUUAAAGGUGAAAAAGUUGGCGGAAAAAAACCCAGCGGGGUUUUUUCCGCUUCGCCCGAAAAUUAGCUUCCAUCAAAAAUUUUUUUUCUAUGAUAAGUGAAAUUAUAUCAAAUUUAAAUUUUGUAAUUGGAUUUUUUAUCGAAAAUUAAAAAAAAAAAUUGCUUGCUGUUGAUGGCGGAGCUAGGAAAUCACUGAAAUCAUAAACAAAAAAACCAUUAACUGCUUAGGAAAUUUAAGAAGGCAAAACGAUUAUAUGAUUUUCGGUGUCGGUCUAAUGCCUGACAUCGCAGCAAAAAGAAUACAAAAAUUGUGCAAAAUUUACAUUUUUAGGAAAAAAAUAUUCAGGCUUCAAAAUGUUUAUGAAAUUCUUUAUGAAGCAAAAGUAAUCCAUGCCUAUAAAACUUUGGUUCCUGUAAUGCAAAGGUUCCACGCAAAAGUUUGUGUUAUGUUAGCAAGGCAAGAAAGUAAUAAGCAAAAAAGGCUUAAAGAAAUAAGAGAAAAAAUUGCAAUAUUUAAAAUCAGAAGAUUUUAUAAAAAGAAAAAGCUUAACUUUAGGCUUCUAAGACUAAAAGUCAAAAAAUGGCGAAGACAAGUGAGGCUCAGACCAAUGAGGAAAAAAGCUGUUAUGGAAAUCUUUAAAAAAGUAGCAUUAGACGCUAAAGGAGAGCUGGAAAAUAAGGCAAUUUCUCAAGAAAAUCAGCUUACGAUUCCACAGCCUGAAACUAUUGAAAAAUCUCCAACUCCAGAAAGCGUUGAUAAUGAAGAUGCCUUAAGUGCGGUAGACUCUCAAGCAGAGCCUGACGAAGAAGCAAUUGCCAGACAAAAACUUCUAAAAGAGCUUGAAGAGCUCAGAAAAGCAAAAUUAAAAAUAUCAGGAAUCACUUAUAACUGUAAAAAACUGCAAGAGUCAAGACUUUUACCUUAUUUAAUAAAAAGAGAGGCUAACUCGCAGCAAGAAUCACCUACCAAUUUAUUUAUAUCCCUUCCAAUCCCUGACAAAAAAGUGCCAAAACUGCCUGAAAGAUCAAUAACCACCAAAAAUGCCCGAAAAAUCAAUCCAUUCGAGGAGCCAAAUUACAUGAGGCAAACUAUGUGCUUUAGCCGAAGAAGAUGGGACGCUGAGCUUAUUUUUGAAAAUGAAGAGGACGAAGAAAAGUCAAGCAAAACAAUUGACAUGAAAAGCAUUGAGAAAAUCUCGAAGCCAACCACAGCCUUCCUACAAAAAAUUUCAACCCCAAGAAAAUGGUCACCAGAGAAUCAGAAAAUCUGGAGACCAAACACCCAAUAUGAGCCUGAGUAUAUCGGCGGUAUCGAUAACCCUCAUUUUAUGCCGAAGCUCAAAACUUUUUCCAAAAUCAGCACCGCCACUCAUUCACCGUCGCUGAGGACACACUCAAAUUUAACAGAAGUUCAUACCGAAUCACUCACUUCAAAUAAUUCACCUGAAAAUAAAAAAUUCAGCCCUUUUUCGCUAACAUUCCAAGGAGCUUUGCCUGAGUUAUCAUCUUUUAUUACUCAAUAUAGCCCUAGCAAGUAUCGAGUGUAA
This is a messenger RNA of Blepharisma stoltei, 4438 nucleotides long. The record is from the annotation of a GenBank genome assembly. NCBI's taxonomy places the organism in Eukaryota, Ciliophora, Heterotrichea, Heterotrichida, Blepharismidae.